AUAUAUAAAUAAAUGAAUAGGAGAGAGUAAAGAAAGGAAAAGAAGAGGUAGGAAUAGUUUCCCAAGCAACCGUUCAAAAAUCCAAAUAUUAAGCCGCAUUGGACAAACGAACUCCCAUAGCUUCAAAGGUUCUUUGCAUUUUCUCGUCUCAGUUCAGACCAACUUCAGUUUCCGGGUUUUCCAGGUAGAGAUAGAGGUGAUUUUGAUUGGUUAUGGCCAGCCCUUAUGAUAAAAAGGAUCAUGAAUGGAUAGAGAGGGUGAAAGGAGGAGGUUCUGUUCCACUUCUUGAACCAGAUAACUGUCCAAAUGGUUGGGCUACUCCCCCUGGAGACACUUUCAUGGUCCGUGGUCCAGAGUACUUAACAACCAGGGUUAAAAUUCCUGGUGGUGAGUAUCUUCUGCAGCCACUUGGCUUUGAUUGGGUCAAAGGUUCUACAAAGGUUUCAGAUGUCUUAAAGAAUCCAAAAAACCGUGUUAGGAAGGCUCUCAAGGAUGAAUUGCCAUCAGAUUGUAAGCCUUUUGUCUGGGCAUUCAAUCUUCAAGUUCCAAGCAAAGAUAACUAUAGCGCAAUUGCAUAUUUUGUAGCCAUAGAACCUAUCCCAGAGGGUUCUUUGAUGGACCAGUUCUUGAAAGGAGAUGAUGGGUUCAGGAAUUCAAGGCUUAAAUUGAUUGCCAACAUUGUCAAAGGACCUUGGAUUGUGAGAAAAGCAGUUGGGGAGCAAGCUAUAUGUAUAAUUGGUCGAGCACUUACUUGCAAAUACUGUGUGGCAGAUAAUUUUAUGGAAGUUGAUAUUGAUAUUGGAUCUUCCAUGGUUGCAAGUGCAAUUGUUCAUCUGGCUUUUGGUUACAUUACAAAACUUACGGUUGAUAUUGCUUUUCUCAUUGAAAGCCAAAAUGAAUCAGAACUGCCAGAACGACUUUUGGGAGCUGUCAGAUUCUCUGAGCUGAAUGCUGCUGCAGCUAGGCCAGUUGAACUAUCAUCUGAUGGGAGCACUGCCAAUUUGCAAUCUUCUAUCUCCAUGCGCUUAUGGAAAUCACUUGGGCAAGGCUUCUCCAACCUUAUUCCAGCUGCCCAGGAAAGUGGCUCCAUAUCUAGCUCGUCACAUGUCAACAGAGGCAUUGAUCAUGAACAAAGUGGCAAAGCUACAAAUGGCACAGAUGAACCAGGCAAUGAUGGUUGAUAUCGACAAUCCGAGAGUUGAUCAAGCUACUGAAGCUCAAUAUAAUUUUUCAAAAUCGAUAGACGAAUGGAGCAACUAGCUUUGGCAGCAUCAGCUUACUAGCCCCCUGUAACUCCUUUC
Diospyros lotus (date-plum) is the source of this 1301-nucleotide messenger RNA. RefSeq names its product protein ENHANCED DISEASE RESISTANCE 2-like. The record is from RefSeq and is a predicted model, not a curated record. Bases 213 to 1181 code for a protein of 322 amino acids. Lineage: Eukaryota; Viridiplantae; Streptophyta; Magnoliopsida; Ericales; Ebenaceae. The transcript has 3 exons.